Messenger RNA from Colletotrichum higginsianum IMI 349063, 4185 nucleotides. RefSeq names its product Nuclear pore complex subunit nup133. The coding region runs from base 1 to 4185 and encodes 1394 amino acids. Gene Ontology annotation, cellular component: nuclear pore outer ring. Gene Ontology annotation, molecular function: structural constituent of nuclear pore; protein binding. Lineage: Eukaryota; Fungi; Ascomycota; Sordariomycetes; Glomerellales; Glomerellaceae. The transcript has 3 exons. The record is from RefSeq and is a predicted model, not a curated record. Gene Ontology annotation, biological process: protein import into nucleus; poly(A)+ mRNA export from nucleus; transcription-dependent tethering of RNA polymerase II gene DNA at nuclear periphery.
AUGUUUUCUCCCUCCAUGAGCGAGGGCGGACCGGCCACGGCCACGCGAAGCAGGAGAAGACAGCGACCGGCCAGCAACGAAAGCCUUGCACAACAGCCCAAGGCGAAGCGCCAGCGUGUUCCUUUGACGGAGCAGACAUUCGUUAAUCCUGAUGUCUCCGCGCGUACGGGGCCCGAUAUGUACGAAGUCAAGGCCGACAAGGUCGCGACGCUCGACGUGCGGCAAGACGGCAUCGAAAACCAGAACCCCAUCACGCCCACCCCGAGGAAGGAGCUCAGCGUGCGCGCGAAGAAGCCCAAAGGAGGAGACAGGCCAACCAAGGGCGAUGGAAGCGUUGUUUUGACGACGAACAAUGCUUACACCGUGAGCAAACUGCCUGCGCUGCCAGACCGUAUCCGUGCAGAUGCUUCAGCCCAGCAACACGGCGACAUCUUCUCGAACCGUUACGCCCUCAGUCUCAGCCAUACCCACGCGAUCGUUUGGCCGUACACGGACCCUUCUCAGUCCCCCGAAACCUUCACCUUCACCCUCCCUUAUCUUUCAAAACACUCAUCGGAGCCCCUGCCGCUGGGCUGUCUGGUGUCGCCGUCAGCUUCGUCGACUGAGCCCGGACUGGUUGUUGUUAUGCCCGUCAGCGGUAAGAUCGCGUACUGGGAAUCUAUCACGAGCGCCGCCACUUUAGACUUCAUCCGCCAACAACGCCACGGUGUCGAGGGUUCAAUAUCGGGCAUGUUCUCUGGCGAGAAGGUCAUCCAAAUCACCAACGCCGAGUCUGCCGGCUUCGUCCUCGCCUUUAGCAGCGGUCGACUUGCCUACAUGAAUGUCCGAGACGGCCACGGCAGACCCACCAUUUCGGUUCAGUUCCUCCGCACGAGCCUAGGUUCUACAAACGGAGGAAUUUUCGGCAGCAUCCGCCAUGCGCUGACACAAAGCGUGGGACGCGGAGAUAUUGCCGCUGUCCGGGCGGAACGCACUACUCGGGUUGGCGAACGAAACGUUGUCGCCGCUACCCUCAAGGGCAGGCUGCAUGCGUGGAAGAUCCAUCGCGGAGGACAUCACGAGACCAUUGUGGAGGCAGACAUGCAGGAAGAGAUUGUUGAGGCCGUCCGUGAAGUUGACACUUCGGCGACCGAUUUCCACCCCGAGACCUUCGAAGUGGUUGACCUAGCGUUCGUACCCAAGGGGCUGGAAGCCAAGUACCGGGGCAUGAGCAGGCUCAGCGACGCCAUGGCCUCGGACGACGUCAACUUGCAGCAUCUUCUACUGCUUGUCAGCCUCAGUAAGAAGAAGGAGUCGCAUUACUCCUUGGUCGAGGUCAUCCUAUCGCCGGCUUCCGCUCAAGUUGGUAUGGUCCGUCCGAUUUCCUCCUAUAAAACGCGCUUCAGUCCUGCAAAUCCAGUACAAUCUACUCGCCCUCGUUUGUACCUUCCUCGACCGGCCCUUGUGGCAUUCCUUGUCUUCGACAAGGCCAUCGUUCUGGCAUCCAUUGGUGUCCCCCCGGACUCGCCUGAUGCCCAACUACAAAAAGACAACCAUAUCAUUCCUCCCACUUACGAGGACGUGAUCAACUUCUCCGACAAUAAUCAGUCGGAGAUUCUCGGCUCGGGCUUCGAGGAGCCCCAGACAACCAUUGCUGGUCACGAUGAAUCUAGAAGUCGGCAAAAGACCAAGAAUCCCGCAGUUGUCUUGAUGGUCCGCGGUACAGGCAUCGUGCGAUUGACGACGACAGAUGUCGACAAAUUUGGCAGUGACAGACCCCCGAAAGUCACGCCAAAGAGCAAGCUUGAGCAAGCCGUCUUCUUUGGCAACAAACAAGAUACCCCUCUGAUUUUCGAUGUUAGGAAGGGUGUUCAGUUCUCAGACAUGCAGAUGGCAGAAGCCGCCCUGCAGCUGAGCCAAGAAAUCAUGAGCUCUUCCACGCCGCACAUCUCAUCACUGCCCGCAUCUUUGGAAGACAACCUCAGCACCCGCUGUCUCGCUCUUGAGCGGUUGAUGCAGCACCUCAAAACCACAAAGGUCAACCUGGACCGUCGUACUCGGUGGCUUUUGCUUUCUCACGCUGAGAAGAUGAUCGUCUCCACAGCUCUUUGGAAGCGCCAUGAAGCCUUUACGAACGAACGACCUGCCAACGACAAGAAGGAUCUGAUUGCGGAGAUCGUCGAGUUCAUCCACCAAGACGAGAAGACCAACCCUAACCGCAGCGCAGGAGAGGUCGACCGUGUUAGGCACUGGUUCGUUCACGACGUUGACAAGCUCGAGAUCUUCAUUGCCUGGGCAUACGAAGUGAUCAAGUACAUGUAUAAGGACCACAUCAUGGACGAUGUACACAUUACCCGCCUCAUGCACGAGGCUCAACAGGUGAACUUGGUAGCUCUCAUGACUGCUCUGGAAUACCGGCAAAAGAAGCUGGCAUUUUACGGUCUUGAGGACGAGGAAAUGGAUUUCGGCAUCGUGCGCGAGAACCAUGAAGGUCUCCCCGAACCCUGGACCGGAUGUCACUACAUCGGUAACAACUUGAAGCGUCUCCUUGAGCUUUGUCAUACGUGGCUUGAGCAAUACUAUCCCCCGAAAGAGAAGACCAAGGACAAGUCCAAGCAGCCGGACCCUGUGCUCCUCGAGAAGAUCAACUCGGAGAUCGCUAACCUUACGGAUUUGUACCUCGUGUCACUUCUCGAGGCAUCUCGCUGGAACGCCGCGCAGCAGGAUGCGAAAGCUCAGAAGUGGUCGGAUCAUCUCGCCAAGCUUUAUGAUGCGGACCGUAACGACAAGGUGCUUGCACUUCUUCGCCUUGGCAAGUGGGAUGAGAGCAUCAGCAUUGCUGAGAAGCAUCGAUGCUGGAAAGCCCUGGCUCUGGCCAUGAUUGAGCAGAUCAACAGCCUUAGGAGCGAAGCGACCGUAUCAAGAUCACAGGCCGAGUCUCGUGAACUCGCCAAAAAAGCCGAGGCAAAGGAGGAGCGGAUUGGCGAAUACUUCGACAAGUAUGGCGAAGCAUUUGCCUUCCCCACGUACGACAUUUUGCUCGAUAACGCUGGCGUUCAGGCCCUUCUGGACUUCCAGUACGACAACCACGGCUUCAGGACGACUUUCCUUCGUCAAAGGCCUGAGCUUGCCAAGAUCUCCUGGAUCAACGAUAUUCAAGCCGAAGAUGACAUUGCCAGUGCAGCCGAGACGCUUCUUGAUCUUGGUUUCACCCGCGAGCAGCAAGUUUGGAACAAAAAGAUCGAGCUCAGUCUCGGAAAGCUGGCGCUGAUGGCCGAAUCACAAAAGCCUCCCGUAUCCGAUCUAUUUGGAUUCAAGCACGCCAAGGUUGAGACCGACACAUCCCCCGAGGAUAAAUUCGAGGCCAUUGACAGUCAGCUGUGUCUCAUCCGGAUUCAAGACGAGCUCUAUGCGCAGGUCUUCCCUUCUGUUCAAACGGCUGUGGACGCAAGCGCCGAGCUACAACUGGCUAUGGAGAAUCACUGUCUGCACCUCCCGAAGAAGCAGAAGGCACUUAUCCAGCUCUUCGAGAACAGCAUGAGACAGCUCCUUAGGCACGAAGCUCUCGAUGUCAUGUCUCUCAUCGACCUGCUCACGCUCAUCAGUCUUUCGCCCGAGACUGCUGCUGACAUCGCUGACCCAUUCUACCUCGCACUACUGGCAGCCUCGCACGCUCUUCAGGGUGAGGAGUUGAAGAUGGCCAAGCGCCUCAUCUGGAGACGUUGCUUCAUCCGCGAUGACUGGACCAAGAUCAACGAUACCCAGUUGAAGGACGACUCCGUCGUUGAGGAGAAGUUAGCCCGCACCACGCUGUUCAGUGCCUUCGUUUCGUGCUACCAGUACCGUAAGUUCUGCCAGACCCCGAGCAGCUAUAGUUGUUCAUCCACUCACUCCGCAGCAGAGACGCUUGAAGACCCCUUCCAGCCAACCCGGCCAUCUGACGCACUGGGCGCUUACGUUGAGGGCCUUGACAGCCGCUUCGCCUCCAUGGAGAAGUCCUACAGGGACAAGCUCCUGGAUGCGAUGAGAUGGGAGGACUCGGUCUUGAUCAAAUACAUCGACAAGGCGCGCCUCGAGGAGUGGACUCGCACAACGGCCGAAACGGCUGAGGCCACGGUCGCGCAGUCAGUGGACGAGGCGACGAGGGUGGCCACAGAGGAAGCGUCGGAUGAGCACACGAACGGAAAGACAAACGGCGUGAACUAG